AUGAAGGUUAAGUUUCGUAAAAUGGGCCACAAGACUGAUCAGAUCAGUAGGCAUGAAAAGGCUACGGAAACGCUUACCGAUCUCGCCUGGACUUAUAUCAAUGCAGGCACUCAAGAGGCACUUAAGGCUAGACGGAACGACCUGAAAUCGCAACUGCUAGAACCCGAAUAUCUCGAUGAAUGGCGUGAUAAGGAAGACCGUGUUGUGGCAGUGUAUACAUCGAACCUACCAAACCUCGGCCAUCGAUCUAGCCAGCGAUCUGAGUCCUACCAUAACGUGGUCACACAGAUAACAAACGGCCAAUUGAACCUUGAGACAGCGAUUAAACGCCUCUGCCAAACAGUCAAGGGGUCCUUAAGGACGUCGCAGAAUCCAGAGAUCGCUCACUUGCAAGUUAUCCAAGAGGUGCCCACGGCCCUACCUUUCAAUAUCUGCGAUUUGCAGCACUACCUAAGACGCGCCUGGGAGACUGGCGAGCCAAUUCCUCGGACUCUCCUACAUCCACGGUGGUGGCUAGAAGGGCCGCAAAUCACCUCCACAGACUGGAUUCCUACCUACCCUGAGAUCGAGAUUCAACCACGGCAAGACAUCACAGAAUCGAUGAUAAAUAGGCGGAUAAUUGAGCAGAUUCGAGAGAGCCUUGAGAGCACUAAAAGAGAGCGGUUUGAUAGGCAACGAGACCGUCUACAGGAACAGAUGGAACGAGAGUUAAUCCGCCUAGGUGAACAACGCCGCGAUCUACAGAACCUACCUAUCGGCGCGCCCGAUCCUGUGCCUAAGCGGACCUGGGUAAAGAGACGUGAACAUGGCAAGUCUACAGAGAGGGCCUUGAUCGCUAGCGAGAUCGGCGAGCGCCAGGAGCGCAGGCAACACCAGGUAGAGAGGCAGGAACAGCGCUAUCAAGAGGCACUCGAUCGACGUUCUGAGAGGCCUCAAGAGGCGUUUAUGCACACCUUUCGAUUUACGCCUAGUGGUGUCCAGAACGUCGUUCAGGCACCGCAGAGACAUCGACCACCUCCGAUUACUAUAGAAAACGCUAGGGAGGAAGAGGUGGAAGAUGUGCCAGAGACCCCUCCGCCAUCGUCCUUGACUGAGCCAACACGCCUAGUGCCUCAGACGCCAGAGAGGCCGCGGCCGCGCCGCAGUCCUUCGCCUGAGGACUCUCCUGAACUAGUCCGCGAGCGACUACCUCUGUCGACCGCGCCUCCUGGCAUUGGCAGUGGUAGUGGUAGGCUUAAACGAGUGCGCAAACGGACUACUAGGCUAGUUGAGGCUAGGCAACAAGGCUUCCUGCCUAACUCGCAGGACGACUGA
This is a messenger RNA of Cladophialophora immunda, 1314 nucleotides long. RefSeq lists its product as uncharacterized. Bases 1 to 1314 code for a protein of 437 amino acids. The transcript has 2 exons. The record is from RefSeq and is a predicted model, not a curated record. NCBI's taxonomy places the organism in Eukaryota, Fungi, Ascomycota, Eurotiomycetes, Chaetothyriales, Herpotrichiellaceae.